AACAAAUUUUAUUUAUUUGUGGAUCAAUGUUAAUAAAACAACAACAUUAAUAAAAAAAAUAACUAAAAUAUUGUGUUAAAAAUUAGUUUGUUUUGUGUGGUUUAUUUUUAGUUAAUUUAAAAUUAACUAUUUUAUAUUAGUUUAAAAAAACCUAAAAAAUUAUUUAACUAAAUGCUUAAAUUAAUUGUUUGUUAAUAAUAAUAAUAAAAAUUGGUUUUUAUAGUAAAUAUGUCAUUAAAUAAAUUAUUAAAUCUAUUGAUACAGUUAGCUAUAGUAGCAAUAGCUAUAACUGAAACUAGUAAUGCAGGUUUUUUUAGUCAAAAUAAUAAUGAUUUAACUACCGUUCCUAGCAAUCAACCUAACGGUGCUAUUGAUUCUACGAUAACACUUCCCAUAAUAUUGUUCAACAACGAUGAUAAUGCUAUACACUAUGACUUUAUUAGUGACGACACUACUACUACUACUACUACCACUACUAAUCAAUCGGUAAUAAUCACGGAAAAAGCGGCCAAACUCUACUCAACCGACUACAAGAUCAAGUGUCUGGACAUUGAUGUCAGCGACAAAUACAUGGUAUGGUCGAGUGCUUCCUAUCCGUAUCCGAUAUUUUUGGCCGAAUAUCGAUCGAAAGCCGAUCCCAGGGACAGUCGUCGGACACGACUACAAAUCUACAAACGCUCGCUAGUGGUCACCCGUAAGACAUACUACGACCGAUCGGAUGUGGCCAUCGAUUGGGUACACGAUCUGGUCUACUAUUUCAACAAUUCGGCGCUCAGUGUUGUCGACAUCCGGGUGCCCGAAGUUAGCUACGAACUGACUGCUGUCGGUACCGCCGACGAUGAUAGGUUGACAUCGUAUCGGUCAUUCAAGACGGGCAACAUUGCCGUCAAUCCGUACGACGCUUUUAUUGUAUGGUCCGAGUAUAGGGUAUCCGAUGGUAUGGGUGUUAUCCGUCGGUGUCAACAGGACGGCAGUGGCCAACAAAUACUUGUCCAACAAAACGUAUUGCUGCCGAUAUGUUUGGUCAUUGAUUUCCGAAACAAACGUAUCGUAUGGAUUGAUAAUGAUUUGCAUUCGCUAUCAUCGGUUGACUAUAGCGGCGCUAAUCGCCGGACACUCAGAGUAUCCAAACAAUACUUCAGCGACUGUCAGUCUAUGGACAUACAUAACGGAUCACUGUAUUGGACAUCACCUAAACAUAACAAUGUGUUUCGGUAUGAUCUGGACGACAACAGUACUACAACAAGCAGUGGUAAUAUCCGAAAAAUUGUUGAAUCAGAUCUGGACAUUGAUUUUGUACGAAUCAUAAGCUCCGACAAACAAUCCACACAACCGGCCACUAACUACUGUCAGGCGGCUAACUGUUCGCAUCUAUGUCUACCGAAUGGCCCGUCGAGCUACCGGUGCGUGUGUUCCGAUUCGCCCAAUCAAUUGGACACUUGUACCGAACCGAACCAACAAAAGUUUCAAUUGCCAAAACUAGCCGAACCUAAACAAAAUACCAGUGCUAUAGCCGAGCUGACCAACACUGACGAUCCGCUGAUAUUGUUUGUCAGCAGCAGUCGUGACAUACGAUUGGGUAGACUGUUGUCCACUAACAUCGGUACAAACGGCGGCGGCGGCGACAACAAUCCGAUGCACUUUAUGAGCUCGGAAUUUGUCCACAAAAUCAAUCACUCGGUAUCGGCACUCGAGUACUCGGUUUCCGGCAAUUUUAUUGUAUGGUUCAAAAUGUUUUCGUUUUACGAAUCAAAGACAACAAUGUUUGGCGCGCCGUUUGUCGACAACCGCGACAACGAUCUCCAGCACCAGCCGGGCGUCAACUAUAUGGUCAACAUUACCGGAUCGUCGCCACCGCGGACAAUGGCAUUGGAUUGGAUACACAAUCUCCUGUAUUUCCCGAUGUGUUCAACCAGUUUGCUAUACGUCAAUAAGGGUGUCUACGUAAUGAAUCUGACAGCUCAGUCACCGACCAUCUAUCAGGUUGUACCGCACGACCAGUGCGUUACCAAAGACGUACGGGUCGACCCGGUACAGGGCUAUCUGUUUUGGACUGAACUACACGAAUCGGUACCGACUACUUCCAGGACUGGCGGCGGCUAUUCACGACUAACCAGUAGCUACCGAUCGUACGGUGGAUCGACUUAUGGAUCGACGACCUACAAGAGCCAGAUAUGGCGGUCAUUACAAGACGGCGAAAACAAGACACUACUUCACGAGACGCCACUCGUUCGCCGAAAUACACUGACAUUGGAUUUGGCCGAACAACGACUCUAUUGGAUUGAUAUGCAAUCGGUGUUGACUACAGUCAACACACUGUACUCUAUACGCUAUGACGGAACUGAUCUGAAAGCCAUUCACACAUUUCAGCGACAGUUCAAAGAUUCGGUAGUAUCGGCAAUGGAUGUCUUCGGGAAUCAUGUCUAUUGGACAGAGAAUACAAACGAUACGAUUAUGCGAAUACCUAAACGCAAAACAGGAGCCGAGUCGGUGACGCUGACCGAAAGCCAGACACCCGAACCGGAACUGGUGUUGCAGUCCAGUGUCGAUAUCGACUCGUUUAAGAUUAUACACCAGUCUCGUCGGCCGAGCGGUCAGAACAAGUGCGCUCAACAUAACUGUCAUAAUAUUUGUCUACCGAUGCCAACCGGCGCCGACAAUCGAUUUCAUUCGUGUUUCUGUAUGCAAAACGAGGUCUGGAAUGGCCAUCAGUGUGUCUACUCGGCCACUACCGGCACCGGCGGCGGCGGCGGCCAAACAACGUCGAUGUCUACAUCGGUUAUUGGCGGUGGCGGCGGCGGUAGCGCUACCGGGAUUACCGCCGGUCGUACGCCGUCGACAAGUUCGCGAUCGUUUGAAGUGUUGAACCCAAAUAAGACCCGAUUGUUGUUUGUAGUCUACAAAGAGGGAGUCUAUGUAAAGCCGGAAAUCAAUGAACUGAAUACCAAUUAUAUGGACAGUCUUGAUCUGUAUCCGGAUACCGAUUGGAUUACCGAAGUUGACUACAACUAUCGGGACAACUAUAUGCUAUGGUUGGAAAGUAAUAUUUUUGACGGUUUCAAACUAAACGCUGCACCCAUUGAUAAAAACAAGACCAGCCGCUAUGGUCCCGGUGUUACACUGUUGUUGAUGCGGACAUUCAAUGCCAAACGGCUGUCCUACGACUGGAUCCAUAAUCUAGUCUAUAUGGCCAUCGACAGCAACAAGUGUAUCGAUGUGUUUACAUUGGCACCCAAUUGGUACAGUUAUACAGUAGUCAGUCACGACUCGACACAGGGAGAUGUGGCCGUCGAUCCGGUUAAUGGUGUACUGGUUUGGUCGCAAUGGAAAUACCUAUCGUUGUCCAACCAGCACACGGGUCAGAUAAUGCGGGCCAAUCAGGACGGAUCGGAUCAGCGGACACUGUUCCAGUCGGCAAAGAUACCGAAUACACUGGCCCUGGAUAUGGACAGUCAGCUUAUCUAUUGGAUCGACACAUCGCAGUACUCGCUUAGCCGUAUAAGCUAUACGGGUUCUGGUCAUACGGUAAUACUGACCUCACAGGCACUGUUCGACGGCGCCUUUUCGAUGGACGUGUUCGACGACUACGUGUUUUGGUCGAACUACGAGAAAAACAACAUUCUGGUCACCCAUAUCUCGGGUGCUAACGGUACUGAACCGUUACCCCUGGUCACCGCCUACACAGAUCUGGAAGGACUACGUGUGCUGGACAGUAGCCGACAGCCGAAUGCCACCGAUCGCUGUGCACAACAUAAUUGUUCGCAAAUUUGUCUGCCGGCCGCUGGCGCCGAUAGCUACCGGUGCGUAUGUUCAAAAUCACAGCUACCGUUUACCAGCCGGUGCGCUGAACAGCAGACAACAGAACAGUCGACGACAACAACAACAACAAUGACAUCAUUGAUAACAACUGAACCUACAGUUGAUGGCAGUCUUCGCGGUGAUGAUAGUAAUGAAUACAUGACAACAAUAACUACGACACCAACCACCACAACAUCGGCACCAGUAGACUAUGUCAGACCAGUGGCCAGUCAUGUGAUUGCCAAUGAAGAAGAUCCCAUACAUUCACAUAUCAAAAAUCUGACCAAUCGUUUGGAUUCGCUGGUUCAGGGAGUGGACAGCGCUCGGGGAACAACACUAACCUGGGUUUCGGUAGCUGUAGUAUCGGUUGUCGUCAAUGUUUUGAUUAUAAUAUCGUUAUAUAUUUAUUAUAAGCGCAAAAAUCAACUAUCCACACAAAUGAGGGCUCAGUUCAGUAAUGAUAGAGAAGAGGUAUAUCUAAAUCAGGGUCACAGCACUGAUAAUAUUGUUAUCGAAGAGGAACGGGACUAAUAGACAACUAUUUUUUUAGUUAAAAAAUAAAAUAAAAUAAAUAUAAUAUUUUAUAACUUUUAAAAUAACUA
This is a messenger RNA of Oppia nitens, 4400 nucleotides long. RefSeq names its product low-density lipoprotein receptor-related protein 1-like. Bases 229 to 4329 code for a protein of 1366 amino acids. The record is from RefSeq and is a predicted model, not a curated record. The transcript is spliced from 3 exons. Lineage: Eukaryota; Metazoa; Arthropoda; Arachnida; Sarcoptiformes; Oppiidae.